Nicrophorus vespilloides is the source of this 2877-nucleotide messenger RNA. It is a transcript of the gene Rtel1, whose product is annotated as regulator of telomere elongation helicase 1 homolog. NCBI's taxonomy places the organism in Eukaryota, Metazoa, Arthropoda, Insecta, Coleoptera, Silphidae. Gene Ontology annotation, molecular function: DNA polymerase binding; hydrolase activity, acting on acid anhydrides, in phosphorus-containing anhydrides; DNA binding. Gene Ontology annotation, cellular component: nucleus. Gene Ontology annotation, biological process: regulation of double-strand break repair via homologous recombination; negative regulation of DNA recombination; negative regulation of t-circle formation. Bases 141 to 2870 code for a protein of 909 amino acids. The transcript is spliced from 9 exons. The record is from RefSeq and is a predicted model, not a curated record.
CUUAAUGAAGCAACAUGUUGAAUCCAGUUAAACCGUUUGAAAUUAGUUGAUAACUGUUGAAUUCUACAUAUGCCGCCAAAACUAACCAAAAAAGUGAGAAAAGUGAGAGUUUUAAAUUAUUUCAUUAGUGUCUAAGCAAGAUGACAGAAUACCAAAUAAACGGAAUUAUGGUGAAAUUUCCAUUUGAGCCCUAUGAUAUUCAAAAGGAUUACAUGAGCAAGGUGAUAGAUUGUUUAAGAAAUCAGCGGCAUGGAGUUCUGGAAUCACCUACAGGGACAGGCAAAACACUCUCCUUAUUGUGUUCCUCUUUGGCAUGGUUGGAAACAAAAAUUAAAGAAACCAACAAUCUCAAUUUCUUUCCAGAUAUGAAAAACUUGGAUGAAGAUUGUCUCAAUGAGGUGAAUCAGUAUUUUAACAAGAAUCAGGCACCUAGCCGAGGGGUGCUAGGGACACCCCAGAUAAUAUACUCCUCAAGAACCCAUGCACAGUUGUCUCAAGCAAUGCAGGAAUUAAAAAGAUCAGACUACAGUCAUUUAAAGGCAUCAGUCAUAGGAUCUAGAGAGCAAAUGUGUAUUCAUCCUGAAAUAAUAAAGGAAGAAAGCAAUAGUGUUAAAAUUAAUAUGUGCCGUAUGAAAGUGAAAUCACAUUCAUGUCAUUUUUAUAAUCGUGUGGAAAGGCAGAAAGUCAAUCCACAAGUGACUGAGCCUAGUAUAGUGGACAUUGAAGAUAUAGUAAAACUGGGAAGUCAGCACAAGUUCUGUCCAUAUUACAUGUCAAAGGAACUGCAACAAAAGGCAAAUAUAAUAUUCAUGCCCUAUAACUAUUUAUUGGAUGCAAGAGUGAGAAAAUCAAUUGGUGUUGAGUUAACUAAUAAUAUUGUUAUAUUGGAUGAAGCUCACAACAUUGAAAGAAUAUGUGAAGAUUCAGCUUCUUUGCAAAUUAAAUCUACUGAUAUAGUAUUGAGUAUUGAAGGUGUAACUGAAGCAAUGAAGGUGUUGUCUUCUGAAGCAGGGGAUAUGGGUAUGUCAUAUAAUGAUACUCCACCAGAUUUUAGCCCAGAUGAAUUGUGUAUAUUGAAGCAAAUAUUUCUGGACUUUGAGCAAGUCUUAGAUAAUAUUGAAAUUAAAAAUCAUUCAGAGGGUGCCACCUUUGAAGGUAAAUACAUAUUCAAAAUGAUGGCUGAUAGUGGUGUUACCAAUGAAAAUUGUGGCACAGUGAUAAAUUUAGUAGAUAAACUGAACCAAUUUAUGACAACUGCAGGUGAAGGCGUUUUCCAGAAGUGGACGCAUGGUUUAAGUCUAUUUGAGGAUCUGUUACGCAUCGUUUUUAUAAAUGUUGAACCUAAUUACAAACAGAAAUUGGAAAGAUGUUACAAAGUCCACGUUAUGAUGGAAGAAGGCGAGAAGCAAAAGCAAAGUUCUAAUUGGUUAUCAAAAGCGUCAAACAAAGUGAAACCUGCUUGUCGUGUUCUCAGCUUUUGGUGUUUCAGUCCAGGUUUUGGAAUGAAUAUUUUGAUGGGUCAAGGUGUGAAAUCUGUGAUACUGACCAGUGGGACUUUAGCUCCACUACCACCUUUAAUUACUGAAUUGGAGUUGAAUGUAGGCUUUCAAUUAGAGAAUCCUCACAUUGUUAAAGGCGAUCAAAUUUGUGUGAAGAUAUUGAGCAAAGGCCCCGACGGACAGAUACUCAACUGUAAUUACCAAAACCGGGACAACCCCAAAUAUAUCACCUCGCUGGGACGAACAGUGAGUAAUCUGAUUCGAGUUAUUCCACAUGGAAUGUUAGUUUUCUUUCCGUCAUAUGUGAUGUUGAGGAAGUGCAAGGAUUCCUGGCAAGAGUCCGGUCUCUGGGCUUCAAUGAAUGAGAGAAAGAAUAUUUUUGUGGAACCCAAGGAGAAAAAUGCAUUCCAGGAGGCGAUGCAAAACUUUUACAAGAGCGUGCAUGAUCCUAACUUGCAGGGCGCAAUUUUUAUGGGCGUCUGUAGAGGUAAAGUAUCUGAGGGUCUCGACUUUGCCGAUGCCAAUGGCAGAGCCGUGUUGAUCACAGGCCUGCCGUUUCCUCCCCUAAAGGACCCACGGAUUGUUCUGAAAAAACAAUAUUUAGAUAAUUGCAAACUGAAAAAUCGCGAGUAUUUGAAUGGGAAUGAAUGGUAUAAUUUGGAGGCCGCUAAAGCUGUGAAUCAAGCCAUCGGAAGGGUUAUCCGACACAGGCAUGACUAUGGUGCUAUAAUUCUGUUGGAUACCCGCUUUAACAAUUCAAACGUUUUAAAUCACAUGUCCAUGUGGCUAAGAAAAUACGCAAAGAAUGUCAGUUACGUUGAUUUAAUGAAAGAUUUGAAAGUGUUCUUCGAAGGAGCAGCGGUAAAGUUUCCGAUAGGUGCUGUAAAACCGCCUAUCAAGAAAGAGUGCAAUCCCGUGAUAGGUUGCAAGUCGGCGAACUUCAAUAUUGUUCCAUCGUACAAGAAAAAUACAGGUCCUAAUUUCUUCGGAAAUUCUACUGCGAAAUGCAGCAAUUCUUGCAGUUCAUCUAGCGAAAUAGAAGAGUCCACAUUUCAAGUAAAACGCAGAAAAAUCACGCUAAUCCCCAACAAGCCAAUACAAGAUGAUACAGAGAACAAAUCUAUCACGAAGCAAGAUGUUAAAGAUUAUUUGAUCAUGGUUAAAAAGAAUUUGAAUGUAAAAGAGUACGAUUCCUUCGUCUCGGCCAUCAAAAAAUAUAGGGGCGACUCCGAGAUUCAAAGUCUUUUCCAAACGUUAGAUAGCAUUUUCAUGUCAAGAUCAAGUAGCUGGCAUCUUAUGCUCGGACUUCGGGCGUAUAUCAGGGAACAGCACAAACAAUCGCUCGAAGAGUAUAUUCUCAAGUGGAAAUAAAAGCAAU